Anisakis simplex (herring worm) is the source of this 450-nucleotide messenger RNA. NCBI's taxonomy places the organism in Eukaryota, Metazoa, Nematoda, Chromadorea, Rhabditida, Anisakidae. The record is from the annotation of a GenBank genome assembly.
AUGAGUGCCGGAUCAUUUGCAAUCGGUAAUGAGAAACGUCGUGUUGCUCAUCGAACCACCGCCUCGUCGGUGGAUCUGAUUCGUGAACUUGCCUUCAAACGACAGUCGCUCAGUAAAAUGGUCAAUCAAAUGUCGUCAAAGAAAACUGAUAAGAGUACAAAGAAAGAGAAUCGUUUCCUCAAUGGUGUCAAAGCACAUAAAAAGCAUAAUACGGCAUCGUAUAGUCGCAAGAAGAUUUCAUCAGAUGACGAAGAUGAGGAUGACUUGGCUCUGAACGGCGAUGACUACGAUUCAAAAGAUGAACUGAAAUUGUCAGAUGAUGAGGAGAAACCGCAAAGAAAUGGCAGCAAACGCUCUCCCUUACCCCCCGCACCCGUUCCGACAUCCUCUACGUUACCAUCAGUUUCCAGUGAACCAUCAUUUGAACAGAGGCAAAUGAUUUCUCUUUGA